UCUUUCCUUUCGUGUACUUAUAUUUAACAUUACUUAUAAUUAGACAGUUCGUGAAACCUUUAGCAGUACUAUCAAAGAUUAUCGACGUACUUAGUAUUUAAUCUGUUGGGGUUGAAUUAUUUAUGGCGCGAAGAUUGAUUGUAUAACGGCGAAAUGAGCAAUGGAUGAAAUAUUUAUCGAUUUAAAUUUCUUGACCGAGUCGGAGAGAGAUCAGCUCCAAGAUGUUUUGGCUAGAGACGAUGAAUUCCGUCGACAGGAGAAAAAGAGAUUAGGUGAUUUAAAGAAAGAACUCGAGACUGUUAAGAAGUCCAGUGCCAUCAAAGUAUCUGAAACUUCGAACCUUCAACCAGGAAAAGUUUGUGCAAGAUGUCAUCAGACGUUUGGUGUAGUAUUCAACACUGGGGCUUUUUGUCCGAAAUGCAAAGCCAAAGUGUGUAAAUCUUGCCGGGAAGUAACUCAGGGUUCGUGGCUUUGUAGUCUUUGUGCCAAAGUGAGAGAAGUCAAGGCAAAGUCAGGGGCAUGGUUCUUUGAUCAAGUAAAGACUAAGAGUGAAGCCCGGUCACUAUUUGGGACGUCACUCAUUAGAGCAUCUCUCAAGAGAAGGAAGUUUAGCUCAAGCGAUUCAUUUGAUGAAAUACAAACACCUCCUGUCAUUGGCUUGCACAAUCAUGGCAAUAACAAACUCCAUCGACCAAUACCCGUGCACAUGUCUGCCAUACGAGAAAGUAGCAAUGACAGUAAAGACCAGUCACGACAUAACCGAGACCAGAUAAUGAAUGAAAUCAACCAGAACAAUUCCAAGCCAUAUUCUAAAGCAGUGCCAGUCAAAAAACAGCUUCAUAGCAGCUUUAGUGACAACGAAGACAGGGAGAGUGCUGGGGAUUCUGGGAAUUCUACACCAACUAAACUACAGUAUGAUGACAGUGAAGUGAUUGUGACCAAGAAUGAUCACAACAUCAGUGAGGAAGAAAAACAAAAAGACGACAAAGAAGUAUUUCAAUUUCUUGACAGCAUCCACCAUGAGAUGAAAAAUGAUCCACCAGAUCAGUCACGUGAUGUUUCACGUGACAGGCAGUCAUAUGGCAAUGAUGACGAUGUUCAAACUCCUGAAACAAGUCUAGAGUUUCAUUCUUUGCCGAAUGAGCUUGAGCAGCCCGGCUAUACUAAGGAUCACUUAAAAGUGAUGAAAGCGUCAGAACGAUCAACAUCUAUUAGUUCAGUAGAUUCUUACCGUACAGCUGAAUUCCACACUCCGACCGAGACUCCAGGGCACUCUGACUUUAACACUCCAGUACAGUCGUUGCCAGGUAGCGAUGACGAGUCUGAUUUCCUUGAUGCUCACGAUGCUGCAACUCCAGUACCAGAGAGAGCUGAUGAAUUCCAUAGUUUACCCCAAGAUGAGUAUUUACCUCAAUCAGAAUCACCUCAGGUCAUGCRACAGCAACCCCAAAUAGAUGUUAUUCCUCCUCAAAUAAUAACCACAGCUGUAGAGGACCCUACUGGUGGACCCCAUGUCACUGAUGAUAAUGAAGAAAACCCCGAAGACAUCGAUCAAGCUUUUGCUUUUUAUGGCUCCAAAAGUAGCCUCUCGUUUGAUCGAUUUGAAAUGGGCAGUCGAGAAAGUAUUGUCAGUUACUAUAGUGAUGCCGGGGAGGGUCAUUUUGGUAACAUCCCGGUUACCGGGGAAGUACAAUUUGGUUUAAAAUACGAUCAUCGCGCUGGUAAACUUGAAGUACAAAUCCACCGUGCGAGAGACAUAGCGCCUGUAGAUACCAAGAAAAACAAAUCAGACCCUUAUGUCAAGGUCUAUUUACUUCCAGACAAGACUAAAGGAGGAAAACGUAAAACAAGGACAAAAAAGAACACGUUGAACCCAGAAUUUGACGAAAUAUUAACGUUCAAGGUCGGCUUCGAUGAGAUGUUGACCCGCUCUAUUUGGUUGACAGUAUGGAACCACGACCGGUUUGGCCACAACGACUUUCUAGGAGAAAUCAUCUUUGCUUUAGAGUCAUAUGAACAGUCUGGAUUUUCAUGGGACUACCCGUCUCCUGAAUGGUAUCCUCUUCAAGAAAGGCGUCCCGAACCCUCACUGAUGGAGUAUUGUGGUGAACUUAUUGUUGCUUUGAAGUACGUCCCGCCGGAAUCCAUCAAAGACAAGAAAUCAAAGAAGAAGGCAAAGAAGGGUAACCUUUACGUAGCCAUGGUCGAAGCCCACAAUCUUCCCUCUAAGGAUUCCAAUGGUUUCUCUGAUCCGUUUUGUAAGGCAUACCUUCUUCCAGACAAGAGUAGGAAAACAAAACGUAAAACCCCAACAAUUAAAAAGAACCUAAACCCAAAAUGGGAACACACUAUUGUUUACGAGAACCUUACCCUCGAAGACCUGAUGGACCGUGUUUUGGAGCUUACUGUAUGGGACUGGGACCGAGGUAUGAGUAAUAGCUUCCUUGGAGGAGUUCGUCUUGGUAUGGGCGCACGGCAAGAGGAAUGGGACGAUGCCGAAGGGGAGGAGAUAGAUGCGUGGCGAACAAUGAUUGACAACCCAAAUGAGUGGAAUAGAUUCACCCUGACACUAAGAUCCUUGUCUCGUUUUAAAGACAAACCGAGUGAUAUCGAGGCUGACGUACAGUCGCAAGAGUCGGAGGCCAGACAACCAGAGAAUCGAGACCAAAAAACUGAAGAAUCGAGGCUAAACCCRAAACCUGAAGAACACAAGGGUAUAGUGAACAUGGCUUAUUCACAAACAAACGGAGACGACCAGGARGAAAAGGACAUGGGCAUUUUUAAAUCGUUUAAUAAUUUYACAAGUCGUUUUAAAUUCAUGCCUGAUAAGAUCGAGGAUACGAAACCUCCCGAAGCAAACUAUGGCACUUUCGACAGSUCACCGAARAAAUCCGACGAGRCAACGACAAAUUCCUAUCAAUCAGGGAUAAAUUCAAAUGAGGCAAACGGCGUAACAGAGAUUCCAGAUAAAGAUCAGAAUAGUCAAAGAACUAUAGAUGAACAGACAAAUGAGAUUUCGGAGAAAAAAGAGAGCACUCGGGCAACUCCCGAAGUGCCUACGAUUGUUACCGGAUCACAACCGAACUCUCCUCAAAAGAAAGACGAAACAGAUGGGCAGACAAGUAGUCRUCAUGCAAGGCGAAAUACGGAUAAUGUAUGCUUUUUCGAGGGUGCAACGCUUUCUCCAGACUUGGAUUUGAGGAGACGUCACAGCACAGAUGUUGUAAGUGUUCCUCAACCCUUGAAUGAAGAGCUUGUGCUUGAGGACUUUAAAAAACGCGGUUCACCAUUUCAGCGGCGAUCAACUAAAAAGAAACAAAUACCAGAUCAUAGCAGACGAGAAAGUUAUUCACCAAGGAUGGAACGCAAGCAGAAGAACUCGCUAACAARCAGUCCAGUGGAGACCAGGAGAAAGACUUUGGCAGAGCUAGCGCUUGAGAGUGGCUACAAGCCAAAGUCCGACGUCGUCGAUGGUUCGCCAAAGAAAGAUCUGACGGUCAACGCGGAGCAUGAUAAGGUUAUUAGCGCCAGCGGAAGAAAAAGCCCCUCACCAAUUAGGAUAUCAGGCGAGCUGUAUCUUACUCUAGAGUACUGCAUGGAAACCAAGGCGUUUAUUGUACAUGUUCACACUGCAAACAAUAUUGCUGUGGUUGAUCAUAAGAAACAAAGCUCAAACCCUUAUGUUAAGACGUACCUUCUUCCUGACAAGAAAAGCAAACGGAAAACAAAAACAGUUCGAGAUAACCUCAAUCCACAGUUUGAUGAAGUUAUCAAGUACCCUAUGAGCUACGACGAACUCUUAACAAGGACGUUAUCCUUAACAGUGUGGCAUGAUGAUCUAUUUGGUCGUAAGGAUUUUUUAGGCGAGGUUGUGAUUCCAAUUGGACAGUUUGUUGAUCAAGGAAACUCUUUAGAAAACUCCAUCGCAAAAUGGUACACAUUAGAAGAGAAGGUUGACCACGAGAACGACAAUAAACCCGAGAUCAUCCUCGCUGUGAAGUACGUCAGUGGAGACAAAGUCAAGAGAAAGCCUGGUAACAAGAAGUCUUUGCCAUCUCGGGGAGAAAUGCAACUUCAGAUCUUAGAGGCUAAAAACCUUCCUGGUAAAGACGCUGAUGGCAUGUCAGAUCCAUUUUGCAAAAUACUUCUUCAUCCGGACAAAAAAGGAAAGACGAAACACCAAACCAAGAAAAUCGACCGAACCUUAAAUCCAGUUUGGAACUACAAACUAUCAUUCGAAGACCUUUCAAUAGAAGAUCUGUAUGAUAGAGUACUAGACAUAACGGUAUGGGACCACGAUAUGAUGUCACGUGACGAGUUCCUUGGCGGCGUGAGACUGGGUACUGGCGAAAGAAGGAACGAAUGGGAUGAUUCAAAUGACGCUGAAGCCCAAAUAUGGCAUACGAUGUUGAACAGAACAAAUGUAUGGAUUCAAGUAGUGGUUCCUCUAAGACCAAAUAUGGAAAUUAGAAAAGCUACUUAGGAAGAUAGUAGAGUCACGCAAUUUCUAUUCUAUGAAGGCAUAUCAAACACUUUAAAAUGAUAGAAACUAGCGGUAAACACUAGAUCCWUUCAGAUCGAUUGUUUCAUUCAAUUUUAAAGCGGUUUAUUCCGUAAAAGUUUCCGUAAACACAGUUGUGUAUAAAAGGCAUUUUAGCAAUUUAAAUUAUGAUAACUAUUUUCAAAUCAACAACGAGAGAGAAUUACCCUAAAAAUUACGCAGUGUUAUACAAGCUAUUAGGCAGCCUUAUAGGUUUGUCUGCAAUGCAAUAGAAGCAUGUUUCCAUAACACAAUGCGGAAGAUCCUUACUUAAUACAAUUAUACAAUGAUAAUCUUCGGGAGUUAUUUACACAUAGGCACACUUAUGAGCAGGUUAGACACCAAAGGAGAUUUCAAAUUUUCAAAAAAAAAAUUAAAAAAAAUCGCUUAGAAUAUUUUAGAUAUCAUCACAUUUCAUCACUAAAUGGCAAUAGAAUACAUAUAGAAAAUGAUUAUAUAAGUACAUUUUACCAAAACCGAUUCACCAACAAAUUAUAAAAUAUAGAUUCACCACAUUUGGAUUUUUAAAGUGUCUCUCUGCAUGAGACAGUAAACCAAAAGAAUAUUUCAAAUCUAUGUAUAUUUAUAUGUUUAUGUUGUAUUUUGCUGUUACAAUUAAGGCCAUGCGGACACGACCACAGGCAAGGAAACAUUGUUGACGAAAUUGUUAAUGACUAUUUAAAAGGGCAAGUUUUAGUUAAUAUCUAAGCUUGACGGGCAAGUCCUUUGUCAAGAAAGAAGGACUUAUACUAGGUUAAGCUAAAUGAUAUGUGGGACAUAGAUUCAAUUUGAUAUCUUAAACAAUAAAUAUUGAUAUAUAUUACACAUAAUAUAAUACAUAUAUAAUAAAUCAUUGAUGAAUAAAUGACUUGUUAUAUACUUGAGAA
Exaiptasia diaphana is the source of this 5427-nucleotide messenger RNA. RefSeq lists its product as uncharacterized. The record is from RefSeq and is a predicted model, not a curated record. Gene Ontology annotation, biological process: exocytosis; intracellular protein transport. Gene Ontology annotation, cellular component: plasma membrane; exocytic vesicle. Gene Ontology annotation, molecular function: neurexin family protein binding; small GTPase binding. The coding region runs from base 161 to 4483 and encodes 1440 amino acids. Lineage: Eukaryota; Metazoa; Cnidaria; Anthozoa; Actiniaria; Aiptasiidae. The transcript has 21 exons.